Messenger RNA from Paraglomus occultum, 2499 nucleotides. The record is from the annotation of a GenBank genome assembly. NCBI's taxonomy places the organism in Eukaryota, Fungi, Glomeromycota, Glomeromycetes, Paraglomerales, Paraglomeraceae.
AUGCAGCAUCAAGUACAAUUACUUAAGCAACCUUUUAAAACGCCCUUCAAACAUCAAACCGAAAACGAUAAGAAUCAAAACCGUAUCAAGUUUAAAUCCGUGAAAUCUUCCGAAAGAAAUAUGAGUAAACGCUCUCGACCAGUAUAUGCUUAUGCCGACGACAGUGAUAAUGGUCAUGUAUCAGAAGAUGGAGACUCUUACAAUGGCGAUAGCGGCAGUGAUUUUGACUCUGGACCUCCACGUAAAAAGACUAAAUCAUCAAAUUCAGCGAGAAAACCAUUAUCUAAUUUAUCUACAAACACUACCCCGAUUACGAGAAAACGCGCAGAUAAAUCCACAGUUCGUGAUCCGAUUAAAGUUCUUGGAUCAAAGUUUAAAAUACCUAGUUUUGCAAAAAAAGUGAUUAAUGGAAUGGAUUCUAUGGGAAAGACAAACAUUGGGACGCUAGGAAUACGUUCUAGAGAGCUGUUUAGUACAAGAACUUGUUUGUAUGACCAUACAGCAGAAGAUGCACUUAUAUUAUAUGAUCCGGAGGAGGAAGAUGAUGUGAAAGGGGGGAAAGAGCAACCGAAGGAAAAGCCUGUGGUAAAAGCCAAAUCUGUUGCGGAUAUUUUAGGCAUCAGAGUAGUUAAGCAUAAGAAAGUUCACGUUGUUGUAGAUCCCUGUCUGUCGAGCGUUCUUCGUCCUCAUCAAGUCGAGGGUGUAAAGGUACGAUCAUUAGAGUUUACGUGUAUGGCGGUAUUAUCUGGAGAUUACCAGCUUAUCGAAAAAUUUUUGGUGUGUAUUAUGGCAGACGAGAUGGGUCUUGGCAAGACUCUACAAUGUAUUGUUCUUCUUUGGACCCUACUUCGCCAAUCUCCCGAGCCGAACAAAGGCACCAUUGAUAAGUGCAUAAUAGCCUGCCCUUCAAGUUUGGUGCGUAACUGGGCGAAUGAGUUGGUGAAAUGGUUGGGUUCGACAAAAAUACGUCCGUUGGCUGUCGACCACAAAGGCGUGAAGGAAAGCUUAAUACGAGAUCUUAGGCAUUUUGCGAGCGCACAAGGACGUUCUAUAAUGAAUCCAGUACUGAUAAUAUCUUACGAGACACUUCGUACUCACAUAGCCGAGCUGCAGAACUGUCAAAUUGGUUUAUUGUUAUGCGAUGAGGGUCAUAGAUUAAAGAAUUCGAAUUCAUUGACCUUCCAGGCGUUAAACUCUUUACAAGUACAACGACGAGUAAUAUUGUCCGGAACGCCCAUACAAAACGACUUGUCGGAAUACUUCUCCCUGCUGAACUUUGCUAAUCCUGGGCUGCUGGGCACCCCGGCUGAAUUUCGAAAAAACUACGAAAUUCCCAUUUUACGUGGUCGUGAUGCAGAUGCCAGCAAUACUGAGCGAGAACUAAGCGAUCAAAAGCUGACAGAAUUAUGGGGAUUUGUCAGUAAAUUUAUAAUAAGAAGGACGAAUGAUAUACUAUCAAAAUAUUUACCCGUGAAAUACGAGCAUGUAGUCUUCUGUAGGCUAAGUGAAUUUCAGACUAAGCUAUAUAAUCUAUUUUUGACGUCUCCAGAAAUUAAGUGCCUGUUGCGCGGAGUUGGCUCCCAGCCGUUGAAAGCUAUCACUAUGCUAAAGAAACUCUGCAACCAUCCCGAUCUUCUCAAUUUACCACGAGAUCUUUCUGGAUCCGAACGCUGUUUUCCUGAAGGCUAUUCAAUUAAGGAGAAGGUGCGACAUGUGAGACCAGAGUUCUCGGGCAAGAUGACGAUUUUAGCCAGGUUCGCCUCCGAGACACCCGAGAUAUCUGAGAAUGAGAUGCUAGAAAAGAUACGGAACGAGACAGAUGAUAAGAUUGUGUUGAUAUCAAAUUACACUCAGACACUUGAUUUAUUCGAGAAAUUAUGUCGCAACAGAAAGUAUGGCUGCUUGCGGCUCGAUGGCUCAAUGUCGAUACAGAAGCGUCAGAAGCUGGUAGACAGAUUUAACGAUCCGGAAGGAAAAGAGUUUGUAUUCUUACUCAGCAGUAAAGCUGGCGGAUGCGGACUCAAUUUAAUUGGUGCCAAUCGGUUGAUACUAUUUGAUCCAGAUUGGAAUCCGGCUGCGGACCAACAGGCCCUAGCGCGCGUAUGGAGAGAUGGUCAAAAGAAAAACUGUUUUAUCUAUCGAUUCAUAGGAACUGGAACCAUCGAAGAAAAAAUUUUCCAACGUCAAUCUCAUAAACAAUCUCUUUCAUCAUGUGUGGUGGACGAAGAUGCAGAAGUUGAACGCCAUUUCUCGCUGGAAUCUCUUCGCCAAUUGUUUCAGUUUAACCCCGAUACUAUGUGUGAGACUCACGGCACCUUUAAAUGCUCGAGAUGCAUUGAUGGUGUGCAGAAAGAGGCGAGCAAAUGCAUGAACUAUGGAGACACGAGCACAUGGAACCACUUUACUGGAAGUGAUGAUCUCGAGGACAUACACGAUUCGAUAUUAAGAGAAGCGAAUGAUGGAAUCGUUUCAUACGUUUUUGAGUAUAUAUCACACUGA